AUGGUCGAGCUAGCGUGCGACAAGCAAGCCAGGGAUCUUGCGGCAGAACGAGAACGCAACGAUGAGCUGGCCCGAUCGAUGACAGAGCUGAGGCAGCGGCUAUUCGCAGCGGAGUAUGCCCUACGAGAAAGCCGUGCCAGACAACGACGAGCGCCGAAGUCUGGUAGUGUCACUGAGCUUGUUAGAGAAGUACAAGGCUUACCGGUAGUGCAACCACAGCCUGCACAGGUCCACGAGGAGAGACGUGAGCGCUGCGAGUCGACCGCAAGCACAAGGCAUAGCGGUAUCCCGAGCACUACGUCACCCAGUCACCCACACGCAUCCAUGCCAGUACCCGCACCACGAAAGCACCGUCGCGACACGAGUGCACGUGCACGCGGCUACAUGACAGUCUCAGACUCCGACUCAGAGUCAGGGCCACGUGGAUACUCUAGUGCCAGAGCUACGGAGACGUGUACCGGUGGUAAGGGCGCAGCAAGUAAUGCGAGUGAGGUCGAAGACGCGUACAUGAGUGGUUGUACCUCUACUACCGGUACUAUUACUGGCAGCACAGUUAACAGCAAUCCUGCGCGUCAGAUGGCAGACCUGGCCAGUGAGUUUGUAGGUGCAAUCACCCAGGCCCUACGUCAGUGGCAGACCUCCCAGGUCGAGGAUAGUAACGCUGGCAUCAGACAGCUGGCUGCACGCCAGUCAUCCACCAGCAGCAAGCUGCCAAUCUUCUCUGGCAAGCCGGAGGAAUGGCCCGCGUUCCUCGCGCUGUACCGAAGCAGCACGGAGCAAUGCGCAUACUCAAACGCAGAGAACGUCCAGCGCUUGCAGACCUGCCUGAAGGGACCAGCCCAGGAGGCAGUACAGCUGCUCCUGGCCGUGCCAGACAAUGUAGACGAGGCCAUCCGGACACUGGAGCGUCGUUUCGGCCGGCCGGAAUUGGUAGUGAAACAGCUAAUCGAGCAGGCCAAGGCGCUGAAGCCAGCCAGAGCAGAGGACACGGACGCCCUGCACUCCUUGGCCACAUCUGUGAGGAACAUCGUCCUCACUAUGAAGCUGCUAAAGAGCCAUGGCCACAGGAACAACCCUGCGCUCCGUGAUGAGCUGGUGGCCAAGCUGUCGCUCCCCCAUCGAAUGCAGUGGGGCGAGUAUGUGAAGGCCAAGGGCCUUAGUACGGAUGAACUAGACCUUGGUGUUUUGUCUGAGUGGUUGGCCGAACGAGCGGAAGCCGCCUCUCUGGUGACACCAACCUCCACCAAGACGGCCGCCGUUCAGCCAACCCCACCGCCUAGAAGGUCAACGACCCUGGCCGCAGUAACAGCGGACACUACCCGCGACGCCACCUCUGACUCCCCAAGGAAGAAGAAGAGCUGCAGGAAGUGCAUGGAAGAGCACGCAAUGGCGCAGUGCAAGGAGUUCCAACAGCUACCCGUCCAGAAGCGAUCAGAGCUGGUGCGCCUCUUGGGCCUGUGUGUGAACUGUCUACAGGACGGCCACUUCACCAGAAAUUGCACCUCGAGCCACUGCAGGAAGUGCAAAGGCAAGCACAACACGCUGCUCCACAGGGACGACUCUGACAGGCCUAGCAGCGGUAGCCAACAAAACGCCGCUCGCACCAACACCGCGAAUAUGGCUUCUGCAGCGAGCGCCCUGCAUGCCAAAAUCCCAGCAAACCUACCAGCUCUGAUGACGACUGUGGGGACAGUGAGAUGUGGAGACGUCGAGCUACAAGCAACGAUCAUGCUGGAUUCUGGGUCCACCUGCAGCUUCAUCACCACCGACAUGGCUGAGAAGCUGAAUGUCCCACCCGGUGAGACCACGUCCGUGCGCACGACUGUUCUCGGUGGCAGCUGUCUGCAGCACGAGUCCAGGAUCGCUCCCAUAGAGAUCUGUCACAAAGACUCAACUGCAACAACCCCAGUGCAGGCGGUCGUUCUCCCUCAGAUAACCGCCGACAUGCAACGUGUGGACUGGGAUGCGCAGAAGGCAAGCUGGCCACACCUGCGCGGGAUGAAUCCGGAUACCCCAGCUAACCCAACUGUGGACAUCCUACUGGGCCUUGACGUUCCACAGUUGCACGCCUCGCUAGCCGAACGCCGUGGGCCUGGCCAUGGUCCAAUCGCAAGAAAGACACCACUCGGAUGGAUUUGUUUUGGUCUCCUGGAGGGGAGCGGAACAUCGGCGGAACCAACCGUCCACCACGCCACACAUGCCGCGACCGCAGAGCCCACCGAGCCAACCCUGGAGCUGAAUGCCAUGGUGCGUAGCAUGUUCAAUUUAGACACCAUCCGCUCUACAGCCACGGGAGAGACCAUGUCUCGAGCUGAGCGUGAAGCCGAGAAGGUGACUGACGACACCAUGAGCCUCAACAACAACCAUGUCACCAUUGGCAUCCCGUGGGUCGCUGAAGACAGAAAGCCUCACGUGACCUCGAACAGACCGAUGGCCCAACAACGACUGGCGAGUCUCCAACGGUCCCUGUACAAACGACCUGAGCUCGCAGCAGCGUACGCCGGUGUCAUCCAACAGUACCUGACGAAGGGGUAUAUCCGCGAGGUGCCCGAGACGGAAGUGCACAACGAUGCGGAUGACCAGUGGUUCCUGCCCCACUUUCCCGUGAUCAAGGAGGACCGCACCACCACCAAGGUGCGGAUAGUGUUUGACGCGGCGGCCAAGAAGAACGACGUCUCGAUCAACGAGGAGAUGCACGCCGGCCCAGCACUACAGAACAACAUCGUGAGUUGCCUACUCAAGUUCUGUAAGGAACCUGUGGCUCUGAUGGCAGACAUCAGCGAGAUGUUCCUGCAAGUGGAGCUGGCUGAGAGAGACCGCAGGUAUCACCGAUUCCUGUGGGAGGUCGACGGAAGAGCCAAGGUGUUCGAAUUCCAGCGAGUGUGCUUCGGGUGUAAGGCGUCGCCAUACCUCGCCGGAAAGGCCGUCCAGGCUGUUGCGGCCACCUAUGCCGCCGAAGGGUCACCCACACGCACCAUCAUCAUGGACAACCUCUAUGUGGACGACCUACUCGCGUCUGCGCCAACGCCAGAGGCGGUGGUGGGCCUACGUACUGACGUCCAGGAGACACUGGCCAAGGGAGGCUUCCAUCUAUGGAAGUGGAUGUCGAACAGUGCAGAGGUCAUGAAGUUUGUGCCAGAAGCCGACCGGGCGCCGAACACGCUGAUCUCGGUAGCUGACCACCAACACCCCACGCUACCCUGCGUGAAGACGCUAGGAGUCGCCUGGGAUGCUGAGAGCGACCAUUUCACGUUCAAGUACCAGGUGCCCGUCAUCACGCAGUACACCAAGCGCACUGUCCUGAGCAAGAUGGCCUCUCUGUUUGACCCACGAGGGCAAGUGUCACCCUACACCAUCCGAGCAAAGGUCAUGUUCCAGGACGCCUGCCUCCGCGGGCUGGAAUGGGAUGAGGAGUUCGCAGAGCCUGAGGCUAAGGGUUGGAGGAAGUUCUUCGAGGAACUGCCCAAGCUAGAAGCCGUGAGAGCCACCAGGUCAUUCAAGGACCCAGACCGGGAUCCGGCCGAUGCAGAGUUCAGCCUCCAUGUGUUCGUUGACGCAUCCGACGCAGCAGUCGCAACAGCAGUCUACGUACGGGCGAGUUAUCCAGACGGCAUGGCUCGGUCCACGCUGGCCAUGGCCAAGGCUAAACCAGCCCCGCUACACCGACAGUCGAUCCCCAUGCUUGAGCUACGAGCAGCUGUACUCGGCGCCGAGGUAGCCGAACAAGUCGCCCAAGCCCUCGGCAUCAGCUCGUCCGACAUCACGUACUGGAGUGAUAGCCUCAAUGUCCUGUACUGGCUUCGCUCACACAGCCGCCGUUUCAAAGUCGAGGUGGGCAACAGGGUCAGCAAGAUCCAAGCACUGUCGGACCCCCGUCAGUGGAGGCACGUUCCGACAUCAAUCAACCCUGCGGACAAGGGCACCCGGGGCCUAUCUGCAGCCCAGCUCGCAUCCGAUGACGACUGGUGGCAUGGCCCGAAGUUCUUACGCGGACCCGAGAGUGCAUUCCCGGCGCGGCCGAUCGAGGUUCCCAGUAGUCUGCCGGCAGAGCUGAAGAAGCGAUCCGCUAUGUCGUUCAGCGCGGUUCCAGGGAGGUACCAGCUUAACCCCUCCAACUUCUCGUCUUGGACGCGGCUCAUCCGUGUCACCGCUUGGUGUCAGCGCUUUGUACGUAACGUCCGUGUACCGAGGGAGGCUGGCGCCAACAGACCAACACCCGCUCCACGACGCAAGUUUGGAUCUGCCAAGUCAGUGAACGGUAUGACAGUACCCGCUCUCUCCCCUGCAGAGGUCCAGGCGGCCGACGUGUUCUGGGUACGGAAGGCCCAGGAGGAGGUGUAUGGCAAGGUCAUCAAGCGACUGGAGUCCGGCAAGGAACCCGAUCCCAACGAGCCAUUGCUGAAGCUGCGACCCCAGCUGGAGGAGGUACAUGGCACAACCGUACUGACGGUCGGUGGGAGACUCACCACUGCACACCAUCUGCCGCUGACGACAAGACACCCCAUCAUCCUGCCACCGAAACAUCGGGUCACAGCCCUGAUCGUGGAUGACGAAGACGAGAGAUGUCAGCACUCCAUGGGUCCCAACCACCUGCUGGCCAACCUCAGCAACCGGUACUGGCUGAUGAACGGGAAGUCCGUUGUGCGACAGCAUCGCCACAGGUGCGUCAAGUGCCGACGAGGCUACGCGAAGGCUUUGACUCCAAUCAUGGGAGGGUUGCCGGAUUACCGGACCUCGUCACCACUUAUCGCCUUCAGCAAGGUGACCAUCGACUUUGCCGGUCCAUUUCUGACGCGCCAGGGACGAGGCAAGGUGCAGCAGAAGCGGUAUAUCUGCGUAUUCUCGUGCCUGCUGACCAGAGCGGUACAUCUGGAGCCCGUCAACUCGCUCGACACAGAUGGGUUCUUGAUGGCGAUGACCCGAUUCUGCAAGAGGCGUGGAACCCCGGAGUUCAUAGUGACAGACAACGGGUCGAACUUCACCGCCGCAGAGCGACAGCUGCGCGAAGCCACCUGCACGAUAGAUCAAGACCGCCUAACCACCCACUCCGAGCUGUGA
Molecule: messenger RNA, 5058 nt
Organism: Sycon ciliatum
Lineage: Eukaryota; Metazoa; Porifera; Calcarea; Leucosolenida; Sycettidae
Exons: 1
Coding region: 1-5058 (1685 amino acids)
Biological process (GO): DNA integration
Molecular function (GO): zinc ion binding; nucleic acid binding
Source: RefSeq, a predicted model, not a curated record